Molecule: messenger RNA, 1789 nt
Organism: Thunnus maccoyii (southern bluefin tuna)
Lineage: Eukaryota; Metazoa; Chordata; Actinopteri; Scombriformes; Scombridae
Gene: asmt2
Product: acetylserotonin O-methyltransferase 2
Exons: 9
Coding region: 406-1452 (348 amino acids)
Molecular function (GO): O-methyltransferase activity
Source: RefSeq, a predicted model, not a curated record
CCCAGUCAUCCACAGCGGCUCCACAGCGCCGCCGCUGCUGCUGCGGCGGAUCCGGGAACUACACCUGGACACGCUGAACGGUGUGUGCUGGGAGUCAAACUCGUCUGUGUCGUCGCUUGUCGGCCAUCACCGCUGCGUAAAGCCGAAGCCGCUGCGACCACCAUAUCUCAUGCACAUCCGCAAUUUCUGUUUUUUUUAGCCGCUGAUGACCCUUCGACCAUUUCACACCGACUCCAUCCGGACAGCAGCUCCACAAACACCGCGGCGACAUCUUGGCUGCUUCUGCAAAAAAAAAAAAAAAACCUUCACAAAACUCCCCCGAAUUUACAUCCAGAAAUCAUCUCAGUCUGUCUCCUGAUCGUCGUGUUGGCUGCUUUCCAGGCGACAAGCACCGGAAGUGCAGUGAUGGCAGAGCAUCUGUCCCAGAGUGAGCUGGACUAUCCCUUCAAACUUCUGGAGUAUUUCAACGGCUUCAGGGUGUCAAAGGUGAUAUUUUCAGCCUGUGAACUGGGAGUGUUCGACCUCCUGCUGAAGUCUCAGGAGCCCCUGAGCGCCCAACAUGUGGCCCGGGAACUGGGCACCAGCGUGGACGGUAUAGAGAGGCUGCUGGACGCACUGGUGGGCAUCGAGAUCCUGGAGGUGGAGACCACAGCUGGGACAGCUUUUUACAGCAGCACUGAUGUGGCGAAUCUUUACCUGGCCAAAGGCAGCGCCAAGUCUCUUCACGACAUGAUCAUCUACCAAUCACAGACCAUCUACCCGCUGUGGAACAACAUGGUGGACGCCGUCAGGGAGGGCAAGAAUCAGAAUGAGAAGACCUUUGGCCUCCCGUCAGAGGAUAUUUUCCAAGCUAUUUACAGAUCGGAGGAGGAGAUGCUGAAAUUUAUGGGUCUGAUGAACUCUUCCUGGGUUCUUGACGGACACGACAUCGUGACGGCGUUCAACCUCUCCUGCUAUCAGAACAUAGUAGAUCUUGGAGGGUGCACCGGUGCUCUGGCCCGUGAGAUGGCGAAGGCGUAUCCGUCCUCCUCCGUCACGGUGUUUGACCUCCCGCAGGUCGUUGAAACGGCUCAGAAACAUUUCUGUCAGGAGAACGAUGCUGUCGUUUUUCAAAGUGGAGAUUUCUUCAGUGGUGAAAUCCCUCCCGCUGACCUUUACGUUCUGGCCAGAAUCAUUCAUGACUGGCCUGAAGACAAGUGCCUGACGCUGCUGAAGAAGAUCUACGACACCUGCAAACCAGGCGGCGGCGUCCUGCUGGUGGAGGCCAUGCUGUUUGAGAACAGACGAGGUCCCGUCAUGGCUCAGAUCUUCUCCCUCAACAUGCUGGUGCAGGCGGAGGGCAGGGAGCGCCCGCCGUCCGAGUACACCCACAUGCUCAACCAGACCGGCUUCCGCAACGUGCAGGUCUGCCGGACCGGCAAGUCCUACGACGCCAUCCUGGCCAUCAGAUGAGCUCCGACUGAGACCGGGACAUUCGACGAGAGGCGUUCUUUUAAAAGUCUGGAGUUGAACUUGAGCAUUUCAAGGCCUGGAAAAGAUUAGUGGUGGAUAUAAAACGUAUAAGCUCUGGAAAAAAAAAGGAAACUGUUGUUCAGUCUCAGUGCACAUGGAUCUCUGUUUAAUGUUGUGGUCAAUCCCAGUGAUUCAGAUAAUGUGAUAACAGUUAAAGUUGUUUGUUAAGGAUCGUACUACUAGAGACAUUUUCUGGAUUGUGGUUGCUGUUGGCUAAUGUUUGACCAAUUAGACUCAAUUAGAAUUAAACCAGGUUAAAGAAAUAGUUUUAACAUUU